This is a messenger RNA of Saccoglossus kowalevskii, 3727 nucleotides long. Its product is annotated as serine/threonine-protein phosphatase 2A catalytic subunit. Gene Ontology annotation, molecular function: protein serine/threonine phosphatase activity. The record is from RefSeq and is a predicted model, not a curated record. NCBI's taxonomy places the organism in Eukaryota, Metazoa, Hemichordata, Enteropneusta, Harrimaniidae.
CGGCGAUACAAAUCGGCGGCCAUUUUGUCUGCGAGUACCGCAAUUUUCUGAAUUUUUCACCACCUUUGAACGACUGGAUGAAAACAAGGCCGCGUUGAAACGUCGAAAGUACACACACAUUAAUUUUACUAUUAUAUAAUUGCUCAACAACGAUACAAUUUGAAUAUAGUUGGGCAUAAAAUGGAAGACAAGGCCCAAUUGAAAGAACUUGACGCUUGGAUCGAGCAGUUGAAUGAAUGCAAACAACUUCAAGAAAAUCAGGUCAAACAACUUUGCGAAAAGGCUAAAGAAAUUCUUAGCAAGGAAUCCAAUGUACAAGAUGUGAGAUGCCCUGUUACUGUUUGCGGUGAUGUACACGGACAGUUUCAUGAUCUCAUGGAACUCUUCAGAAUAGGUGGUAAAUCUCCAGACACAAACUACUUGUUCAUGGGAGACUAUGUGGAUCGUGGUUAUUACUCUGUAGAAACUGUUUCUUUGUUAGUAGCUCUUAAGGUCCGUUUUAGGGAACGUAUUACAAUAUUGCGAGGCAAUCAUGAAAGUCGACAAAUCACACAAGUAUAUGGUUUUUAUGAUGAAUGUCUACGAAAGUAUGGUAAUGCUAAUGUAUGGAAAUAUUUUACAGAUUUGUUUGAUUACCUUCCAUUAACAGCUAUAGUAGAUGGACAGGGGCCAAUGUGUGACUUGUUGUGGUCUGAUCCUGAUGAUAGAGGUGGUUGGGGUAUAUCACCUCGAGGUGCUGGCUAUACCUUUGGACAAGAUAUAUCCGAAACAUUCAAUCAUAGUAACGGGCUUACACUUGUAUCUAGAGCGCAUCAAUUAGUCAUGGAGGGUUAUAACUGGUGUCAUGAUCGUAAUGUAGUGACAAUCUUUAGUGCACCUAACUAUUGCUACAGAUGUGGUAAUCAGGCAGCUAUUAUGGAACUAGACGAUGCUCUCAAAUACUCAUUCUUACAGUUUGAUCCAGCUCCCAGACGAGGCGAACCACAUGUCACUCGCAGAACGCCUGACUACUUCUUGUAAGAGAUUCACUGUAAAGGAAAACAGAAAACAAAUCAUUAGCAUUCACCACUGUCCGCUGUGUACAUUAAAAGUUGGACUGGAAAAUUAUGGUGAAUGAAUUGAAAUGGUCAAAAUAAUACAUUUCUCUUUUAUAGUUGUUUGAUUUUUAGACAGGAACACAGACUUAGUAAACAUAAUGCAUAGGGUUUUGUACAUUAUAGCAAAAGAGACUAUACUAUGAUGAGGUUUGUUUCUAUUCGAAUGUUACAGAGCUUUGUAUCUUGUUUACUUGGUUAUGUUCUUUGUGACAUUGUAUAAAUGUGUAAAACCCAUGUGAAUCCCCAAACUUAGUUUGUUUUGAAAAAAAUGUAAAGAAAAUGAAACUGAAUAUUAUGUGGGAUUUAACUGUAUACUGAUUUUCAGUGAAUAGAAUGGGUAAUGAUUGGCUUGUGUGGCCAAGAAUACUUAAUAUUAAUAAAUAGAUUCUCCUGAAAUGAAGGGCUUUUUGCAGCUUCUCAAAAUGAUUGAUAAUAUAAAAGCAACUUUUUAUUUUCCAGUUUGAUUUUGUUUUGAAUUGAUGUCUGGGAUUGUGAUAAAAACUAGUACUUUAUGACAAGGGGUGGGACUUGCUUUCCUUUGUCCUUAGCUUUGUUCAUCAUUUGCUUCAAGCUUUUGAUUAUUUCCUUUAGAGAAUAUAACUGCAAGUAUGGAUUCUGAGCUUCAAUUAGUUUAUUUAAAGUGUUUUCUUAACGUUAACAAUUGUGAAUGACUUGUGUGUUUCUAUCCUAUCAUGCCUAUUGCAAUAUAAUGUUUGGAUACACUUUAGCAUUUUACCAAUUGUACGUUAGCAUUGUCAACAGCACCAUUUUACAUUUAUGUGGUCAGUUUUUGGUGCGUUGCAGUUAUUCAUUACCAUCGAAUUAUUUUAAAAAUUUGUUGUUGCAUUUUUGUCUCACUUGUGGUCUCUUGGUAUCUACAUCAAACAAUGUUUGUGGAAACUCUAUUGUUACUGGGAAUGGAUUUUUAAUAAAACCAAUUCUUCCUUCAUUGUUACCGUGCUUGGAUUUAAACUUGCUGUGAAUCGUUGUAAAUGUAUUUCAAACAAACCUAAAAUGUGAAUUUUCUGCUAUGGCUUCUAUUUACAGGUUUGAAAUGCUACCUGCCAGUGAAUUUAUACUGUGUUUAGGUGACUGUGUGCUCUUUAAAAAAUGAAUGUCAUCUUCACAUUUAAGUGUGUAUGCAAUCCUUAUUUUGUGUAAUAUUCACUGUCCAUUACUAAUUUGAAUUAUGAAUUUUUAACAAAUUUCAACUGCACAUAUAUUCUCCCAUUAAUGUGAUUGCAGCGUUUGUGUUCACAAAAACAAUCAAGUUUGUAAGAAGAAAUAACACAAUGAGAAUUGGAUUGCUUGGCUCAUUCUUUUCGUAUAAUAUCAGCAAUAUUAAUUAAUUUGCUAUUUGCAUAUCUGAAGUUUCAUUGUUGUGCUUCAAUAUUGUACCAAGACACUGACCUGACCAAACCUAUAUAGGUCUGUCCUGUAACGCUGAUUAUCAAAAAUUUGAUUCAACCAAUUACAAUUUGAGAAAACAUGGUUAUAUUCUGCUAAUUUUGGAUUAACACUAAUUUUACUUUUGUGUGCUUCAUAGUUACUAUUUUGCACUGGUUGAAAAGUGUGUACCAUUCUUUGUUUAUAUUGCUCAUGGCUACCCUGUAUUGUUUUAAAUUCAGGAUGCAGCUAAUUGUAGCUGUUGGUAUAUUAUCAAAAUAAUGCUCCAUUAUUAAUCCAAAUUGGCUUGUUUUCCAGGGUGGUGUUUUUUGUAAUUUAUACCUCAAUUUCACUAUUGACCUCUCUCAUUGAAACUACGGUAUAUAUAAAUAGAAAUUGGGCUUCCAAGAUUGAAGACUUGCAAAUUUCCAUGAUUGUAUGCCGAAUUGACUGUUAUAUUUAUUUUAUUAAAUUGUUCAAAUAAACAGUUAUUGCAGAUCAAGUUUGAUGGAAUAUUUGCAAGUUUAGAUGUUGAUGUUGAGCCAUGUUACAAUUCUUGGCAAGUUGCACUAUUUAUAGCAUCAAUGAGUAGAAGUAUAAUUAAAUAGCCACCCUGGGACACAAGUAUCUCUGAAUUUAUGUUAUGAAAGAGCAGGGGAGCAAGCUGGUAUCGCUGAUAUAUAACCUAGGUAAUGUUUGUUUGGUAUUGUAAGCUUUAGCUGUCAUUUGUGAUAGUCAAACAUUCUAGGUAGUCUAACAAAAGGAACCUUGUUUUGGUAGAACUUCCAGGAUGCAUCUACAACUGACAUGAGAAUUGUGCAAAACUUGUUUGGUGGUGCAUGUUAUUCCGAGACUGGUGGACAUGAUCACCGACUGGAUUCAAAGCGACUUCCUAAAGUGGUUGAAAUGAAUAUCCAACUCAUUUUAAUUUAAAAUAAGUCUCAUUUCGGUUUUCAAGCCAAAUCAGAUUUUAUGUAAUCACAAGUCUGCUACAUUUUCCUCUGAAUGUGUUCCACCAAAAAGGUCCCUCUCAAUGUGUAAUUAGAAAGGUUUGGUUAACUUCACAUUUGCUAAUCCAUUGUGAUGAAUAUUUGUGUUCACUCGCCUACCUAAAAUGACUUCUCUUGUGCGUAGAACUGCUGUGCUUAGUUUAAAGUUUAUUUACAUGAAAAAUUUCACUAUCUGUAUUUCAUAUUUUUUUUUGGAUCCCCUUUUGAUGAUGUGACCCUUUGUAAUGCCACACU